AUGGCAGAGGCUACGAGUGACGAUCCUGUUUAUGUUGCAGUAAGCAAAGACGUUGGUGAAAGUGAAUCGACUUUGUUAUGGGCAUUGACGAAUUUCCCACGCAAAAAGCUUUUCCUUCUUCAUGUUCAUCAACAAACUCCCAUGAACCCUAUAUCAAGUGGGUUACAGCAAAGUGAGAUCACUGCAAUCCAGGAGUCGGAACUGGCAAGUUCAUAUGAGAGUCUUUACAAGUACCGUGAUAUCUGCGAAGAACAAGGAGUUGUCGAACACGAUGUGGAUGUACGCUUAAUUGAGGCAGAAAAUGUUGGGGAAGGGAUUGUGGAACUUAUCUAUCAAAACAAUAUUGAGAUGCUCAUCAUGGGAGCAGCAGCUGAUUCCCACUACACCGAGGGUAUGGUUAAUAUCACUUCUACAAAAGCCGAGUACGUAAGUCGCCAUGCACCUCAUUGCUGUAAAAUAUGGCUUGUAUGUAAUGGGAACUUCAUCCAAACCAGAGAGGGGGGUUUUGGUCUCGUGGGUUCCUCUGAAUCCUUAAGCAUCCUUCCCGGCCUUGAUUCUGCUCUGACUGAAUCUUUAAGCAGCCGUCCCGGCCUUGAUUCUGCUCUGAUCCCAUACGAGGGAGCAGGAAGAGCUGAACAUGGCACCGAGUCACAUGCCCCGUCUUCAUCUGAAGACAGAUCAGCUAGAGGGUUAGAGACAAUGCAUUACGAGGAGCAGAGAUGGAGACUAGAAAUUGAGGAACUAAAGAGAGAAAAGGAGCGGUACGAUCAGAUGGUGCGUGAAAGAUGGGAAGCACUCUCAAGUUCUUUUGGUGUCACUCAGAUACUCUACAAUGACGAAGUACGCCGCAGGAGAGAAGCGGAGGAGGAACUAAACAGAGCGAAAGCAGAAAUCGAAGAUAUGAAAAAGGUCCAGAAAGAACUCGAAGAACAGCGAGACGAAGCUAUCAAUGCAAAUGAAGAACUUUUGAGACAUCUAAGCCUGGAGGAAGGUGCGCCAUCAUCACAUUCCCGUUUGCAGUGGUUUGUUUCCAACGAGCCUCCUCCAUACUUCAUCUGUCCCAUUUCAAAGGAGAUUAUGCGGAAUCCCCAUGUUGCAGCCGAUGGUUACACCUAUGAAGAAGAGGAGUUCAAAACGUGGCUUAGAGUCGGAGAUGAAAAAUCGCCCAUGACAAACCUUAGGCUCGAGAAUCACAAUCUCACCCCGAAUCUCAUUCUUCGUACAGCCAUUAACGACUGGUUGCAACAGAACCAAUAA
This is a messenger RNA of Arabis nemorensis, 1257 nucleotides long. The record is from the annotation of a GenBank genome assembly. NCBI's taxonomy places the organism in Eukaryota, Viridiplantae, Streptophyta, Magnoliopsida, Brassicales, Brassicaceae.